Papaver somniferum (opium poppy) is the source of this 5070-nucleotide messenger RNA. RefSeq lists its product as uncharacterized. The record is from RefSeq and is a predicted model, not a curated record. The transcript is spliced from 13 exons. Lineage: Eukaryota; Viridiplantae; Streptophyta; Magnoliopsida; Ranunculales; Papaveraceae. Bases 1414 to 4707 code for a protein of 1097 amino acids.
GAAUUUUUCCCACUACUAUUUCUCUUCUCUCGGAAACGCCGCUUCUCUUUUUCUUUUUCUUUUUCUUUCAAGUACAAAUUCCGGUCGACAUUUAGGAUCGAAAUUCAGUGGUAGAACCAAAGUUUGGAGGAGGAGGAAGAUGAUGAUGUUUUUGGAUUCAAAUUUAAACCAAGGACCAGCAUUCCACAUACUGGAGGAUUUAUUCUGUUAACUUUUCAUCAUACAACCUCAUGAAGAAGCUUAUCCCCAAACCCCCCAGGGGUGAGAUCUACUUCUAUCACGUGUCAGUCUGAGUUGGUAAUCAUCUUACAUUUUAUACAAGUUGACGCUUUGGAGAUUCGGAUUGUUGAAUUUGGAACACUUUUAUUUACAGAAACAGAAUUUGCAGCAACAUAUGCUUGGAGAAAACUAGUGAUACCAGUUUUGGUUUGAGCUUCAGUUUCAUGUUCUCUGGUACAGUUUUUGCGUGCUAUAUUUUGAAUCAUAGUAACAACAAAGAAAGGAUCAGCUGCUGCAAAUUUGCAGGUUGAGUUAUCUGUGCUUGGUAAUGAAGUGGAUGACAAGGUCCACAAUUUCUUCGAGCAGGAAAACUUGUCCAAGGGGCAGCAUUAGCCACAAGUUGCUCGUGGAAAUUGGCCUUUUUUUGACACCAAUACAUUGGCUCGAAACCAAAGACAGAUUGAGAUCCCUUCCAUUUCCAAUUUUAAGAAUUACAAUCCAGUGAUAUCAGAUUCUGUGGUAAGCAAUGGGUGGCACUUUUCAGAAACGCGACCUGGCUUAGGUAUUGCAUGAUUGUCGCUACGCCUGAGUUAAGUGUUUGUUAGGCAAUCUGGGAAUCAGCAUCUGAGUUUGAAUGGGUCGUUUUUGCAUGAGCAACAAGGUCAUGCACGACAGUAUCGGGGUGAGCUUAGCGGAGGGUGUGCAAAAUCGGAUACAUAAUCUUGCAUCGAGGGGCUUAUCAUUUUGUGAACCUUGGCUAAGGAAUGCUCCAGAACUCAGUCCUGCCUUGUCAAGAACUUAAAACAGUGAGAAAUUGGUCAUAUGAGUUUUAAUUUUUUCGGUGGUCAACAGCAGAUCACGAGGCCCCACAACCAGGGAUGCCGCUACAUGGGCCAAGGCUGCAAAUGGGGGUUACUGAGAUGCACGCAUGGCAACCGCAAAUUAUGUAUAACCAGUUGCAAGACAUUCAGAGGCAGCGACAACUAGACCAAGAAUCAAGAGAACUGAACCGGAUGAACCAGCUGUCCGCUACCUCAAAUCAGUCAACUGGUGAUCUGUUACCAAGACUUGGUAAUGAGUUACAUAUUCACAAUGCAUCUAGUAAUUUCCGGCUAGCCGAGCACAUGAGAGGUGAUUCUAAAGUACCGACUACUUCAGAAAUGCCUAUGGUUAGUAACACAAACUGGUACCAGAAUGGUGGUUCCUCUGCAGCGUAAAGAUACCCUGCUGGGCUUAUUUCAUCGUUUGAGCAGGGUCAGGUACCACAUUCAACGGGGUUCGUUCCUGAUCAGCUUGAUCAGUCUCUAUAUGGUGAAUGCAUCAGCUGAUGAUUUUCAUUGGAAGCAGCAGCAAGCAGAUUGGCCUGAAAAUACACAGGAGAAAAAUGGUUUGGAUGCUUCUUCUGGUGGUAGUAGCACCGUUACAGGAAGCUACGAACCCUUCGAUGGGUUUUCAACUAUGCAGAGUGGAACCUGGAGUGCACUGAUGCAGUCCGCCGUGGCAGAAACUUCUAGUAAUGACACCGGGAUACAGGAUGAGUGGAGUGGUUUAAGUUCUCAUACGACACAAAUGCCAACUGGGGCUCUGGAUGCAACUAUGUGUGGCAGUUCAAAACAGGGAAAAGAUUGGGGUGAUCAAAAUAUGAACCAUGUCUCUUCUGUGACUUCAAGACCCCUUCAGUUGUUUGAUGAUUCAACUAUGGAUCGAAGCGGUGACAGUGCCUCUCGUGAAUAUGCUGGCCAGCCUCCUGGAGGAUCUAUCAAAUGGUUAAAUCAUAGCUCUGAACAUAUGCCACACACACUUGCUGAAGAUAGUUAUCCGGUGCAGCCGCACAUGCAUCCAGAAAAAUCUGCUGGAGCAGCUUGGCCUGGUCCAAUUUAUGAGGAGUCAAAAAAUGCUGCUCAUUUUGGGGACAUAGGGUUAAAUGCUCAAAACAUGGAUGGCUUUUGGAUCCAAGGGCAUACAUUUCCAUCUGAUAACACUGAAAACCAAAUUCGGAAUAGACAGAAUGGUUUGAGUACGAGAGAGAUACCGUCGGCUAAUGGAUUUGUGUCACUGACAGUGCUUGAGAACAAUAGCACCAUGCAACACAAUCAAACAAAUGAUCUUAACAUAGGAAUGCAUCUGGUGAGGGAUCAUGAUGGUGGGAUGUUGAAUGGUUGUGAUAAUCAUGAUGCCAAGAGAGAAUCUUCUUACAUGAGGAAGUCUACAGCUGGGCCGAAUUCAGACCUGGCCAAGGUCAAUCAGCCAGCAAACCUGCAGGUCCAAAAUAAUAAUCAUAUUAAGUUCGGAAACCAUGUUGAUUCCUUGGUUAAAUACAGAGGAGAUGAUACUACGACAAAUUGUCAAAAUCAGGGGAACAAAAAUGGUCCAAGAGAGACUUUGUUGUCAAGUCCUAGUGAUUCUCGUUCUUUGGGGAAGGGUAACAAAAAAUUCAUGAGUCAAGUUGGUCGGAAGGUUUCUGGGGUUCGCAAAUUUCAGUAUCAUCCAAUGGGAGAUUUGGCUGCAAACGUGGAACCUGUUGACAAAAGGGUUCAGAACCUGUCACAGCAUGUCAGUGGUGGAUCUAGAGGUAUUGGGCAAGGUUAUUCUGGUUACGGCAAUUCUGCUCAAAUAGUUACUCAGGGGGAGACAUGGUUAAAUCCCACUUCUUCUGUGCAGCCUCCUAGCAGAGGCCAUUGGGACAGUAAAUCUGGUAUAUCUGGUGAAGCAAAUGAAACCUUGCAGCAAAAGAUGCCUGCUGGAACAUAUACAGGCACUUUGCCAUAUCAAAGACAUCAGUUGCAGCAUCAACAGGUCGGAUCUGGUGCAAGUGCAAACAUAAACACAGAUCAUACUCCUGGCACGACUAUUAAAAUUCCGCCUUUUAAUCUUUCUCAGGUGCAUCAUUCUCAGCUGACGGGCAGCGAGUUGAGGGUUCCUGCGCCACCUCUCUCAGUGCUGGAGUCUACACCUGUCUCUAGACCUUCUGCCUCGUUGGGAGUUUCACUGGGUUCGUUUCCAAUGACUUCAAAAAAUUCGUCCAGUCCCCAGUGUGGGGGAAGUUCAGCACUUUCCAUUAAUACGUCAAAUAGGAAUAUGGGAAGAACCUCAUGGGUCCAGAAACAAGAUUAUCAGGGUACCAAGAAAAUGGGAGAUUUAAAGCACUACGCCAACGGGGAAGAGCAAACUGGGAAGAAAAGCUCCUUGCAAGAGGUUCACCUUGGUCGAGACACGUCGAGUGCGUCCCGAGGGCAAGAAUCUUCUGAAAAGCAUCUGCUUGAUGCAAACUCCAUUGCUUCAGAUUCUUUGGCGGCCCCCCCUCAUCAUCAGUCACUUGAUAUAAGAUGUGGGAAAGAUCCAAUCUUAGUCCCACUAACAGAAUAUGUUUCCCUUCAGAACCAAAGCAGUUCAAACAGGAGACAGAUCCUGAUCAAUGAGGUAAUUGUAACUGCCAUGCAGAAGUCAGUUUUAUCUGAAAAUGACAGAGUUCAUAAUUGUUCAUCAGAGGUAAGAGAGGAUACAAAUUCAGCUCAACACUUUCCUGAAGACUUACCAUCUCAAGAUGUGUCUGCAUUCAGUGGUCGUAAAAAAUUGCAAGACUGCUCUGAUCAUCAUAAUUUUACGUCCACUAAACCUGGAAAUACCCAGAUUAGUCCCCAGAUGGCACCUUCUUGGUUUGAGCAGUAUGGUGCCUACAAAAAUGGAAAGAUGCUACUAGUCAAUAAUAUAAGGAAGCUAGAAGAAAGUAAAGGGAGUUUGCUUCCAGCGAAUUCUUCUGAGAGUUUGAACACUCGUAUUAUGAUAGAGCCUGCAAAUGUUUUUCAUACCAGUCAGUCAAAGCAUAGCCACCACCUCGGCAGCCAUGAGCAUGUUUCUCCUCCUCGCUCUCUUCCCUCACAGGUGACUGAUCAGAGUUUGUCUGUAAUGAAGCCAAAGAAGCGCAAAAGUGAAGGUUUGGAUCUUUUGCCAUGGCAUAAAGAAGUAAUGCGUGGUUCUCAAAGGCUUCUAAACAUCAGGAUGGCAGAAAAAGACUGGGCACAUGCUACACAUCGGUUGUUAGAGAAGAUGCCACUUUCCUAUGAGUCGGUGGUGUAUAUUAUUGCUAAAGUAGCAUUAGAGGACGCGUGCAGCAUGGUUCCUAGCACAGGAAGUGAUUUGAGCUCAACAGUGGACAACAGAAAUCAGAUACCUGGAGAGCUUAAACUUUCUGAGAGACUGGGUGAUAAAUAUUCAUCGAAGUCAAAAAUUAUUGAAGACUUCACUAGUAGAGCGAAGAAGCUGGAAUUGGAUUUGUUGAGAUGGGAGAAGACUUGUUCAGUGUUGGACAUAAGAGUGGAAAGCCAGGAACUCGAAAAAAUCUCUGUCAUCAACUGUUUUGCUAAGUUCCACACCAGGGCCCAACCAGAUAGUGCUGAGAACUCAAUUUCCACCACCUCCCAAAGAUAUGUUAUUUCGCUUUUAAUGCCUAGGAACUUACCCCAUGGGGUACCAUGUCUUUCACUCUAGUCGAUCAAUAAUUAACCGGUUCAUCCCACAUCUCUUUUGUCUCUCUCAUAUCGUUUGUUAUACUCACAAUGCUGUUAUGUUUGAUCUCGAUGAAGAGUUUUAUGUAAAGAAGAACUAGUGAACAAGGUAGUGAAGGGACUCGGAGUACUCUCUUUCUUUUGGGAGAGUCCAACUCCCCUUGUUCUGAUAGUUGAGGCCAUCCAUAUAAUUUUGAUCAGCAUGUACAUAACUUUAUAGCAGAGUCUCCAUGUUCUUUGCUUUUUCUUUUUUUCUUAAACACUGGGAUGGCCUUCUGGUUUUCUACAAAGGAAAAAUUGUAACGAGUUCCUAUAUGAAGAUUGUAGAGAGACAGAAUGACAAGAA